Kogia breviceps (pygmy sperm whale) is the source of this 3487-nucleotide messenger RNA. The record is from RefSeq and is a predicted model, not a curated record. Lineage: Eukaryota; Metazoa; Chordata; Mammalia; Artiodactyla; Physeteridae.
GAGGCCGGGCACAGGGGGAUGCCUCGAUGUGAGAGUCUCGAAGAAGUGACACUGGAGGACGUCGUUGCAAUGAUCAGACCCUCUCUGUUUAAGCAGGGUGUGGGCCGGGCCGGCAAAGGGCAGCGAAGUGGCGGUGGGCAGCACACGCCCCUCUUCCUUCCAUCUACUCCUCUUUCUCUACCUCCUCGUCCUUGGUUAUCCUUGGCUCCCUCCAUCUCUGUUCCUGUACCAGCUUUCUUUCUCCCUCUUCCUUCCUAGUCUUUUUUUUUUUUUUUUUAGUAUAUCUGUUUAUUUAUUUAUUUAUGGCUGCGUCGGGUCUUAGUUGAGGCACGUGGGGUCUUCGUUGAGGCGUGUGGGAUCUUUCGUUGCAGCAUGUGCUCUUUGUUGUGGCGCGCAGGUUCUCCCUCUCUAGUUGUGGUGCAUGGGCUCCAGGGCGCAUGGGCUCAGUAGUUGUGGUGCGCAGGCUUAGUUGCUCCGUGGCAUGUGGGAUCUCAUUUCCCAGACCAGGGCUCGAACCCGAGUCCCCUGCGCUGGAAGGCGGAUUCUCAACCACUGGACCGCCAGGGAGGCCCCGCUCCUAGUCUUCUGUUCCUUUUCUUUCCUUUCACUUUUGCGCUGAUCCUGACCGCUCAUCAUCUACAAGAGGCUCCCCUGGCGUUGCCUUUGGCGCCCUGGUGCCCUUGGUCCAUUCUGCAUGAGUGAAUGGGGCCCUGGGCUGGGGGCCCUCUCCCCUCAUGUGAGUUUGAAGAAGAGCUGAGAAAUCCCGUGGGUCCAGGCUGAGUGCAGACCAGCCAGCCUGUGGCCCCUUUUCUCCUCCAGUGUUCGCAGUCAGGAUUACAUCUGUUCUGAGCGCCCAUAUGAGCUACGUUGUAAGAACCAAGGGGCAGGGUCAGAUGGUCCCCUCGCCACGGCUGGUGCUUUAUCAGGGAUGGGAGUCAGACGGGAGCCGGGCCAACAGAGGAGGUAUAUGUGAGUGGGACAGGCCGUUUGCCCAGGCGAGGCAGUGAGCAUCUCAGCUAAGCCAGCGUCGGACUCCCUGCCGAGGCAGCUGCUGCCGUCCUAGCCCCCAGCACAUUGUUCAGGAGGUCUGCUGACCUCUGUCCUUCCUCCCUAAAGGUACAGAACUUAGCAGAAAGGAUUUCACGGGGCACUGCACACACGUCCCACAUGCCUGGGAAGAGGCCUCCCCUCUCUGUGCUAUAGGCAGGAAGCUUUCCUGUGGACUUUUGUGUUUUCCAUGAAGGGGGAAGGGUCCUACCAGAUGAGAACUGCCGCUCGUUUGGGCGGGCAGAUUUCUUGAUUAGCCUCUCAGUUCCCACUUCACGGACUGUGAACUCCCCUGCAUGGCAUCUUCCUCGUAGAAUCCUGAAGCGACAUUAGAGAAGAUAACACCAGCCUCCAGGGGUCAGGCGGACAGUUCUAGCCUACGGAAGGCUGAUGUCGGUGCUGAUCGCUGAACUGGGACCACACGGGGGGAGUUCCAUGUGGCCCAGAAGCGUAAACUCCUGCCAGAGUCGACCUGGACCCCAAAAGCUGAGUCUUCCUGGAUGUGAUCGACUCCUCACAGAACGUUCCAGAAGGUUAAUGGAAACAGCGAAAGAAAUGACUCGGGAGUCCUUGCCUAUCAAAUGCCUUGAAGCUGUCAUCCUGGGCAUAUACUUAACCAAUGGACAGCCUUCCAUCGAGCGAUUCCCCAUCAGCUUUAAAACCUACUUCUCAGGAAACUACUUUCACCAUGUUGUGCUGGGGAUUUACUGCAGUGGCCGCUAUGGCUCACUGGGCAUGAGCCGAAGGGCUGAGCUGAUGGACAAGCCAUUGACCUUUCGGACUCUGAGUGACCUCAUCUUUGACUUUGAAGACUCCUACAAGAAAUAUCUGCACACAGUCAAGAAGGUCAAGAUUGGGUUGUAUGUCCCCCAUGAGCCUCAUAGCUUUCAGCCCAUCGAGUGGAAGCAGCUGGUCCUCAAUGUCUCAAAGAUGUUGAGGGCUGAUAUAAGGAAGGAGCUGGAGAAAUAUGCCAGGGACAUGAGAAUGAAGAUCCUGAAACCUGCAAGUGCUCACUCUCCAACCCAAGUGAGAAGCCGGGGAAAAUCACUGUCCCCCCGAAGGAGGCAGGCAAGCCCCCCAAGACGGCUCGGCAGGCGAGACAAAUCCUCCCAGCCUCCGCCAUUGCAACAGACUAGAAUCCGGGACAGCUUGGUUCCUAGAGGUGUGUCUGGAGAAAAGCAGCUUCUCAGCUUCCACCCAUGGCCCUCACCAAGCAGGCUUUUCUCCAGGCCUGCACUGCCUGAAAAGAAGGUGGCUGAUCUCAGCACUCUGAAUGAAGUGGGCUAUCAAAUCCGAAUUUAGGCUAGCCAUACAGCCAGCCAACAGGGCUUCUAUGGUGCUUCUGUCUGCACUUUACCCAGCAUCUUCCAGGAGGAACUGCAACUAUUUAUUAAGAACUUGUGAAUUUUAUUUGUAAGGGUUCACUUGGAAUAGACUCUGAGUAUGUGGUAACAAUUAACUUCAAAAAAUUCACGAAGGGACAACCACGAAAAGGCUAAGUAAUAAAUCCCACUGGGGUCAGACUGUCUCCCUCACUCCAGAUAGAAAGGAUAAGACCAUAACUGUAGUUUUAUAUUUUCCCAUUUACCUACAUUCUUUUACUUGUUUUAAACAGCAGGAGUAAAUGUUCAUGAAACUCUCCCUCCCACUUUUGAUAUAGUAAGGUAACUCAAUCAGUAUUAAUGUCUUUUUCAGCAAUAACAGCGGCAAAGAUUGGUGGGGUUUUUUUUUUUUUAAGCAGUCAAUAUUACCUCAGCAUCUUGACAUCAGAUAUGCAAAUUUAAUGGUGUUUUGUUUUUUUAUAUUCUAUUUGUAUUGUUUCCCCAAUAUUUUCCAUGGGGAUCUCCACAAGGUUCGGAAUUUUUUUCCUGGUGCACACAUGCGAUGAAAUUUAACGUAUUAUAUGCAAGUGUUUUACUAAAAAAGCACUGAAAUUCUUCUGGCAAUACGGGAAACCAUUUUCAGGACCUUGGAGUUACUUCUUUCUUAAAUCUUUCUUAAAGCAUUCACUGACAGCUGUUUUUUGUUCUUUCAAAACAAAACAAGCAAAGCACGUUCAGAAGCUAGUCUAUGUUCUGUCACUAACAUUUAAACUUUGCAGAGUCCAGCAAAAAGCACACAGGGUCAUGAACUGUUACACACAUUUAGCAGUAUUGCAAUUACCUCUGACAGUAACACACUCAAAGGCACAGGCCAGGAGUGAAUCAGCAGGUCUUGAGAACCAGCUAACCUUGCUAAUCCCAUUUCACCUGAUUUCGAAACUCUUAAGUCAGGCCUCGGUUCUGAAGGACUCACUGUUGUUAGAGAUGUGUUCUGAUGUCUUAUAUUAAGACCAAAUACGACACGAUGUGAUGAUUUUCCAGUACCUUGCUUUUAGGUACCACUUCAUGAUGCUUAGGAACUGGUAUUGGAAAAUACAAUGAAUUAGAGAAGCAGAACC